AUGGCGGUCGGGUAUGGCAGUCGGUAUGGAGGUCAGUAUGACAGUCAGUAUGGAAGUCAGUAUGGAAGUCAGUAUGACAGUCAGUAUGGAAGUCAGUAUGGAGGUCAGUAUGGCGGUCAGUAUGGAAGUCAGUAUGGAGGUCAGUAUGGCGGUCAGUAUGGAAGUCAGUAUGGCGGUCAGUAUGGAAGUCAGUAUGGAAGUCAGUAUGACAGUCAGUAUGGAGGUCAGUAUGGCAGUCAGUAUGGAGGUCAGUAUGGCAGUCAGUAUGGAAGUCAGUAUGGAAGUCAGUAUGGAAGUCAGUAUGGCAGUCAGUAUGGCAGUCAGUAUGGAGGUCAGUAUGGCAGUCAGUAUGGAAGUCAGUAUGACGGUCAGUAUGGAGGUCAGUAUGGAAGUCAGUAUGGCGGUCAGUAUGGAGGUCAGUACGGAAGUCAGUAUGGAAGUCAGUAUGGCAGUCAGUAUGGAAGUCAGUAUGGAAGUCAGUAUGGCAGUCAGUAUGGAAGUCAGUAUGGCAGUCAGUAUGGAGGUCAGUAUGGAAGUCAGUAUGGCGGUCAGUAUGGAGGUCAGUACGGAAGUCAGUACGGAAGUCAGUAUGGCAGUCAGUAUGGAAGUCAGUAUGGAAGUCAGUAUGACGGUCAGUAUGGAGGUCAGUAUGGAAGUCAGUAUGGAGGUCAGUAUGGCGGUCAGUAUGGAAGUCAGUAUGGAAGUCAGUAUGACAGUCAGUAUGGAAGUCAGUAUGGAGGUCAGUAUGGCGGUCAGUAUGGCGGUCAGUAUGGAAGUCAGUAUGGAAGUCAGUAUGGAAGUCAGUAUGGAAGUCAGUAUGACAGUCAGUAUGGAAGUCAGUAUGGAGGUCAGUAUGGAAGUCAGUAUGGAAGUCAGUAUGACAGUCAGUAUGGAAGUCAGUAUGGAAGUCAGUAUGGAAGUCAGUAUGGCGGUCAGUAUGGAAGUCAGUAUGACAGUCAGUAUGGAAGUCAGUAUGGAGGUCAGUAUGGCGGUCAGUAUGGCGGUCAGUAUGGCGGUCAGUAUGGAAGUCAGUAUGGAAGUCAGUAUGGAGGUCAGUAUGGAAGUCAGUAUGACAGUCAGUAUGGAAGUCAGUAUGGAGGUCAGUAUGGCGGUCAGUAUGGCGGUCAGUAUGGCGGUCAGUAUGGAGGUGAGUAUGGCGAUGAGUAUGGAGGUGAGUAUGGAGAACCCAGUGACAACUAG
Etheostoma spectabile (orangethroat darter) is the source of this 1200-nucleotide messenger RNA. Its product is annotated as glycine-rich cell wall structural protein 1.8-like. The record is from RefSeq and is a predicted model, not a curated record. The transcript has 2 exons. The coding region runs from base 1 to 1200 and encodes 399 amino acids. Lineage: Eukaryota; Metazoa; Chordata; Actinopteri; Perciformes; Percidae.